Acanthopagrus latus (yellowfin seabream) is the source of this 2289-nucleotide messenger RNA. Its product is annotated as protein only RNase P catalytic subunit. The transcript has 10 exons. The record is from RefSeq and is a predicted model, not a curated record. Gene Ontology annotation, biological process: tRNA 5'-leader removal; mitochondrial tRNA 5'-end processing. Gene Ontology annotation, molecular function: ribonuclease P activity; protein binding. Bases 355 to 2217 code for a protein of 620 amino acids. Gene Ontology annotation, cellular component: mitochondrion; mitochondrial ribonuclease P complex. NCBI's taxonomy places the organism in Eukaryota, Metazoa, Chordata, Actinopteri, Spariformes, Sparidae.
GUUUGACCAUGAAGUUACGUAGCAAGAAAGAGGCUGUUGUUAGUUAGUUGAAUAAAUAUGGAUAUCGAGGUGUAGGGUGAGUCGAAUUUAAAGGUUCAUAGCGCCAUUGAGAGAGUGAGAGUUGUCUUUAAGUAACUACUGGUAUUUGGAAACAGCGAUGUGAGCUGAACAGUCUCAUUUACACUUUAGUGAUUCAUGCAACUAACAGCAUGUGUUUUGUGGUUGGAAACCAAGUGUCUGUACAGUUUUUAGGUUAAAAAUAAAAGCUGAUUUAUAGCUGAACUGAAGGAGAAGAUGAGUGAGUAACCUAACUUAUAUUCAGUUCUCACUAGGCCAGAGGUUAAACAUCCUAACAUGGGCUCCACUGUGAUAUUGACUGUCAGAAUAUGCCACAGACCCUUCCAGUCUUUCUUUCAACAAGGAAGUUCAGCUUUCACCACAUUUAAGACUUCUCUGUGUAAGUCAUCGCAGCAGCCUCUGUCUGCACGCUGUCUGUGCACCAGAGACCCAGGUGUUAGACUGGCAGACAGGAGGAACAGUGGACAGGGUGGAGGAAAAAACACCAGACGUAGGGAAGAUGAAUCUUGGGGUGAUGCUGAGAAGGGAAGAGGUAAGACCUCCACCCUUCGACAGAGACCUUCCCUCCCCAGAUCUGUGUUUGCUGCUGGGACAGCAAAGAGGAAAGCCGAGCUGAGGAUGAUGAGGAAACCUGCCCUAGUCUGUCAGGAUGAAGAGGAGCCUGAAGGGAGGAUGACUAGAGGAGCAGGGAAGAUGCAGCCUCCUGAACAGCCGUUAUCUGCUUCAGAGUGGAGGAAGCUGAAGGAGUCUCUGGGGAAUUCUCAACGGUUUGAGGUCCAGAUGAUGCAGGCAAUGUUCUCCUCCCAGGCAGAGCUGGAUAUUGCCAAGUCCCUGUUGACUUUUGUAGCCAUGGAAACAGGGACGCUGGCUUAUGACCUCCUCCUCCGGUACUUGACGUUCUGUGUGAGUGGCGGCCAUGACACUGAGGUGUUUGAUGUCUAUGACAUCAUGCAAGGAAGCUUUGCGUCUCUGGACACAGGAGCCUCCAGCCUCUUCAUCAAGUCCUUCAGCCGGACAGCGAGGUGGAGGGAGGCUAUCAACAUCCUGAACGAGCUAAAGAAGGUCUUUUCCCCAUCACCACGCAAUUAUGGUGAUGUCAUCUCAGCAGCGAUCUUACACGGUGACACAACCACUGCCUGGGCUCUUUAUGAUGAAUUAACUGAAAAGGGGCUAAGCCCACACCAGGAGACCUGGGACGCUCUGUUUAAGGGAGUGAGGAAGACUGAGGAAAGCAGGAAAGAAGCAGCAGCAGCAGCCAUGUCUCAGUCUGAGCACAAGGAGAGACUGCUGGAGAUUCUGCUUUACAUGAGAAACAAUCAGAUUUACCCCCAGCGCAGCCUCGCCAGCAGCAUCAGAACCUGGUUUGAGAGUCUCACCGGGCAGAGAUGGACAGGAGGUUGGACCACGGCCACCCCAAAGGGUGUUUGCGGGUGCUGUGGGUCUGAGUUAGAGUCCAUCCAGCUGACUGCUGCGGAGUACCAACAACUGAAAGGCAGAGUGAUGGCUGAAAUCAUUCAGGGACAAGAUGUUUUCAACAAUACUACACCGGAGGAGUUGGAAAAGUUCAAGACAUUUGUGAAGAGGAAGCCAGCGUUUGAUGUGGUCGUAGAUGGAUUGAAUGUGGCAAACAUCAACAUGGACAAAUCGAAGCUGUCAGAGACGCUGCUGGCGGUGGUGUCGGAGCUGGAGCGUCGGGGCCUCACUGUCCUGGUGUUGGGGAGGAAACACAUGCUGCGGCCCUCCAGAUCCUGGCAGAGACACAACAUGGAUCUCAUCCGGCAGAAAGCUCAUUGCUUUUUCACUGAAAAUAUUUCGGAGGACGACCCCUUCUUGCUGUAUGCCACUUUGCAUUCUGGGAACCACUGUAAGUUUGUGAGCAGGGACCUAAUGAGGGACCACAAGGCCUGCCUGUCAGAAGGACCCAUCAGGCAGCUCUUCUUCAAAUGGCAGAGAGGCCACCAGCUGGUAGUGGGUGGUAGCGUCGCAGCCAGCAAGAGAGUCCGAUUUCUGAGUAUUCCUGAGUAUGACACCAUUGUCCAGACUUCACCGGACUCUUGGCACCUUCCCUACGACGACACAGAAGACAGGAGCACCUAUGAAGUACCUCAGAGAUGGCUCUGCCUCACCAGAAAGCACUGAACAGACAUCCUCCUAACACAUAUGCUUUUACAAUGACUACGGGACUUGUAAAUAAAACAUUUACCACAUUGA